This is a messenger RNA of Mytilinidion resinicola, 1829 nucleotides long. Its product is annotated as cytochrome P450. The record is from RefSeq and is a predicted model, not a curated record. Lineage: Eukaryota; Fungi; Ascomycota; Dothideomycetes; Mytilinidiales; Mytilinidiaceae. The transcript is spliced from 5 exons. The coding region runs from base 1 to 1542 and encodes 513 amino acids. Gene Ontology annotation, molecular function: iron ion binding; heme binding; oxidoreductase activity, acting on paired donors, with incorporation or reduction of molecular oxygen, reduced flavin or flavoprotein as one donor, and incorporation of one atom of oxygen.
AUGCUCCCGCACCUCACGAUCCCUAAAGUCAUCGUUGGUCUACUCAUCUUCCGAAUCAUCUACAAUGCUGUCAACUACAUUCUUGAGACAAAACGUCUCCACCGCCUCGGCGGCACGCGCGCCGCCAUUCGUACGACGUAUCUCCCCUUCGGGAUCGACUUAGUCUACCGAGCGGUAACCUCCUCGCUCGCAGACAAGAACUAUGAAAUGUGGCUAGAUAUGUUCAAGAGCUACGGGAAGGGCAGAUGGACCCUCGAAGCAGGAUCCAGCUACACACGGAUAGUAUUUACCGCCGAUCCAGAGAACAUCAAGGCGAUUCUGGCGACUCAGUUCAAAGAUUUUGGGAAAGGAGAAAGGUUCAACAGGGAGUGGCAUGAUUUCUUGGGUGAUAGCAUCUUCACGACCGACGGGGACAAAUGGCACGACUCGCGCAUGUUGAUCCGUCCCCAGUUCAUCAAGGAUCGGCUGAGCGAUAUUGACGUUUUCGAGAAGCACUUCAAUGUACUCGCGGAUAAGUUGGGGGGACAGGGACAGGAGGUUGACCUUGCGAACUUGUAUUUCAGGUACACUCUCGAUGCUGCUACGGACUUCCUCCUCGGACGAAGCGUAGAUAGCCUUCAUGAUCCUGCAGUCGAGUUCGCGCACGCCUUCGGCAGGGCUCAGCACAUUCAGGGCUUGAUUACUAGGAUAGGACCCCUUAAUUGGCUCGUCCCGCGCAAACGUAUGGGCUUCUACGAAUCUAUCAAGAAAGUCGACGUUUUCAUCAACACUUACAUCGAAGACGCUCUUCGAUUGUCUCCCGACGAGCUCGAGAAGAAGUCAAAGUCCGACGAAGGCUACACCUUUUUGCACGCCAUUGCAGGCUACACUAGGGACCGAAAGAUUCUGAGAGAUCAGCUCGCCGCGGUUCUCCUGGCUGGACGAGAUACCACGGCCUGCACGCUUACCUGGCUAACCUACCAGCUAUCAAUGCAUCCUUACAUACUUGCCAAGUUGAGGCAGGAGAUCGUCGACGUUGUCGGCUUGGACAGGCGGCCAACCUACGACGACCUGAAGUCAAUGAAAUACCUGCAGCACAUCAUGAAUGAAACCCUCCGUCUCUAUCCUGUAGUGCCCUAUAACGUCCGAGACGCUUUACACGACACCACCCUCCCCCGUGGCGGCGGCCCAGACGGCAUGUCCCCCGUCAGCGUCCUGGCCGGGACUCCGAUCGGAUACUCUACGCUCGUGAUGCAGCGCAGGGAGGACCUGUAUCCACCGCCCGAGUCUGGGUUCCCGCCUGUCGAUAAGUUCGUGCCAGAGCGUUGGGACGGAUGGACGCCGAAGAGUUGGACCUAUAUCCCCUUCAACGGCGGCCCCCGCAUCUGCAUCGGCCAGCAGUUCGCGCUGACCGAGAUGGCGUAUACCGUUACGCGGCUUUUCCAGCGGUUUGGGAGUGUGGAGAAUAAGAUGGGUGGGGAGGAUCCGGGGAUGCAUUGCGAUAUUGUGCUGCAGCCGGCGAAGGUGGUGAAGGUGGCUUUUUGGGAUGCGAAGAGGGGAUGAAGAGGAGACACUAUUUUUGGAAAUGAGCAUGAAGACGCUAUCCCCGGCUCCAGGUAGUUUGUUGCCCCGCCUUUCUCUUCUGUUUCUUUCUGAGCGCUCUUAAAUGAGGGUGUAUUUCAUAUCUUGAGAGAUCUGAUCACGCGCUCUAUUUUUGUAGUCUGGUCUGCGAUGCUCGAAGUUAGGUCCUUAGAAAAAGCCACCUGUCAGUAAGCAAACAUGAGAAAGCGCUCACGGUCACAGGAAAUAAUACUCUGAUCUGAAAUGUUGAGCAAUAAGAUGCGAAAAAC